Podarcis lilfordi (Lilford's wall lizard) is the source of this 14523-nucleotide messenger RNA. Lineage: Eukaryota; Metazoa; Chordata; Lepidosauria; Squamata; Lacertidae. The record is from the annotation of a GenBank genome assembly.
AGACUGAGAGGACUCCAUCAUAGAUACCCCACCAAGACCAGGGUCUCUCCUGCCCCUUGUCUGAUCUUGCUCUCCUUCAGUUCUUUUACACAACGGCAUUCCUGUCCCUCAAUGUCUCGUCAGCAGUUAUAUAAUCCUGUUUGGAGAACCUGAGGGCUAGAUUUACCAUUCGGGUUGGGUUGGCAAAGACCUUAGUCAGUUUGGCACAGGCUAGGAAGAGAGAUGGCUGUGCUGAAUGCACGCAGUGUUCUGGUGACUGGGUCCAAUCGGGGUAUUGGCUUGGAGCUGGUGAGGCAGCUGGUUGGGAAAAGUAACCGGCCAGAAUGGAUCUUUGCCACCUGCCGGGACCCAGAGGGACCACGUGCCCAGGUGAGCUCCAGGGUGGAACUUAGGGUGGGUUUCCCUUUGAUGCCAAGGAGAUUGUGCCCUGGUCAGUAGAGGUGCCUCACAAGGCUCUUUAAGUUCCACUUUCCUGGGGUAGGUUAAGUGGCUUGGAGAUAGUUUGCAUGUCGGCUCAAGCACAGAUUGUUUACCCUUUUUGGGGUACCUUUGCUGAAAUUUUUCCUUGCAGAGCUAGGAACGAAACGCUGGAAAGAUGUUAAUUACUCCCACCUGAAGAGUAUUUAAACAGAGAAGUAAAUAUCCUGAUGAGUGUUGGAGAUAACAAGAAUAAUUCAGAUCCAAAGCUUCUGAAAUACAUACCCUGGGGUGAAGAUUACUAAGGAGUCAAUUACAUUGAGCAGAGUGGUUAUUUUUUCUGGGUCAAAGUGUUUAGGAUUAGAAUAUUGCUAAACAUAAUAAUUUGUAUUGAAACAAGUGUGCCAGGAAACUGAUUUGUGAAUCCAUAUAUUAAAGUAUAACACUCUAUUUUUCAUCUGGGGAGUUCCUCUCCCCAGCUAAGCAAGAAGCCCUCUUUCUCCAGCUCCUUGCUAGGCAGUCCUUCCUAGGGACUUCACAACAAGCCACAAACCCCUCUUUUGCUGUAAACAGCAGUGUAGCAUUGCAACAUAGAAAUGCAGAACCGAGAAAUGAUUGCAGAUAUGUAGUUUUGUACUCUCCUGUUGCAUGGCUCAAAGCAAACAAGUUUAUUUUUAAUCUCUUGGCUGGAAUAGUUUGUUCUUUUAAUUUAGAGAGAGAAGUGGUUUGGAAUUGAUUUUUUGGUGGAGAAACAAAACUGCAUGAAACCAGAAGCAAGUGUUCCUUGUGAUCUUUUCUGAAAAUCAUACUUGGACCCUCUUACAUGGAAGCUCUUUCUCUGUUCAUAUAUUAGAAAAUAACACUGUUUUUCAUCAGGGUUGCUCAGUCAUAUAUAAACACAUGCUUGGUAGCCAAAGGCAAGAAGGAAUUGCAAGCAGGCAAGUGAGUGCUCUGUCCUUCCUCUAUGCCUAACUGCUGGAGGAUAGAAGCCAAAAAUUAUAUUGGAUUAAGACUUGUGGUUCUCUUGGGGGAGGUUUGUUUUAUCUCUAGUGGUGAAAUCUGGUUUCUCAGAACUGCAUGCAAAAAGUUUGAGUCUGGAGAUUGCUAAACAAUUUUUAAAUAUAAGUUUGUAUAUAAGUAGCAUAAGGAAAACAAGAAAGUUGACCAAUAAAAUGGGGAAAGGCAAGAGUGCUGCCCUGUCAAAUGACUGAGUGCAUGCUGUUUGUGACAAGAAAAACUUAAGCUCAUUACCGUAUUUUUCCUCUCCAUAAGACGCACAUGACCAUAAGUUUUUAGAAGAGGAAAAUAAGAAAAAAAUAUUCUGAACAAAACAGUGGAUGUAUGAUUUUUGUGGUUCAUGCUGUGGCCACAGACAUGUGAUCUGAUGGUGAAUUUGGGGUGACCCAAUGUAAAAAUCCUGAGGAUCCAUGGGCUUUUACCUCCCCCCUCCCAGGCAGCCUCCGCUAGCAUCCCUUAUCUCUCUUCCGAUCCCACUGAUCAACUGUUUCCUUUCAACACUUCCUUCCCUCUUGUUUGCCUUAGCGUCUUUUCCUUAGCUGGAGCAGUUUUUUGCUCCUCCUUUUCUUCUAAUUUCUUUCCUUAUUGCUUUAGUCUUCCUGUUUCCCCCCCUUUGCAAGUUUGCUGUCUUUACCUCCCCCCUCCCAGGCAGCCUCCUUUAUCUCUAGCAUCCCUUAUCUCUCUCCCCGAUCGGCAAAUGUUCAGCGGCUUUGUUUCAACACCCACUCCCCCCUUUUUUUUAAAAAAAAAGCAUGAUCUGCUUUUUGCCCCUGGGCAAUUUGGCGCCAGGGACCACACAUUCACUCCAUAAGACACACAGACGUUUCCCCUUACUUUUUAGGAAGAAAAAAGUGUGUCUUAUGGAGCGAAAAAUACGGUAAAUGAUCCAUAUAUCAUGCAGACAUGAAUUCCAUAACUACUGCACCAGUGUUGCAAAUUGCAACCAGUGUUGCAAAUUGUUAGCAUUGGUAUAGGUGAUAAAUAUUGCUUUUAAAAAAUAUGAAGCCCAUUGGCCUGUUGGCAGAUCAACUCUGCAUAACGGAGUUGUCUGCAAACAUGACAUGAAGGCUGGCAACAUUAACCCUGCUGUGUGAGAAUCCCUUGGAGACAGUCAAGUUGUAUAGCUACUGCAGUGACCAGAGGAGGAAUGGCUGCUGAGAGGAAUGCAGAAAGAAGAAACAUUCAUGGUACACCUGCAUCAGCAAAACAGGAUAAUAAUAAUAGUAAUAAUAAUAAUAAUAAUAAUAAUAAUAAUAAUAAUAAUAAUUUAUUAUUUAUACCCCGCUCAUCUGGCUGGGUUUCCCCAGCCACUCUGGGCGGCUUCCAACUGAAUAUUAAAAACAGUACAGCAUUAGACAUUAAAAACUUCCCUAAAGAGGGCUGCCUUCAGUUGUCUUUUAAAAGUAAAAUAGUUAUUUAUUGCUUUGACAUCUGGUGGGAGGGUGUUCCACAGGGCACAGGAUGCCUUCAUUUGCCCCAGCUGCAACAAAACAUGUCUCUCCCAUAUUGGUCUCUACUGCCACAGCAGGCGCUGUAACUCUCCAAUGGUUUGACUUCAUCCUCAAAGGCACACUCUUUCACUGACAAUUGGUAACCGUUACCAAACAUGAAAUUUCUAUACUGUCCUUCAUCCGAGGAUCAACAUGCAACUGUGAAAAUUGUAUUUUCUAUCUGCAAUAAUUGAUGACAGAAGAAAAUUAUUUCUUAAUAAAAGUUGUGUGAGGGAGAUUCAGAAUUCUAAGUUAGUUUUAGGCUUUUUUUCAUUCUGGUUAUACAUAAUUCUGUUCAGAUCUGCAUAAAUUCAUACUAUUUCAUUCAUUUUUAUAUUUCCUUUCACUGUUUGUAAAGAGGAGAAACCUUUUUAUAGGGGCAUGCUGUGAUUUGUCCAGGAAAUUCAGCAUUCUAAGUGCGUUUAUUUUGUAGUUGAUUUGCUUCCAAGUUCACUAUUUCUAUUUCUGCUACCUUGCCUUACUGUUAAUCUUUGUUUUCUAAUGAUCUAAUGACUGGGGACAAAUAAAUAAAUCUGAUAUGACAAUCAACCAUUUAUUGGAUUACUCUUACUGGUCCAGUUGCUCCUGUGGUUUAUUGUGACUUUGGGUUUGAGUCCCAAAUAUCUGUUCUUUGCUGUCACACAGAAGGAAGAAACAUGGUAACAACAUGAAUGCCUAGUGGGAAAGCACCCUCCUCCUCCUAUCCUGUCUCAAAUAAUCCCAUAUGCAGGACUUGAAGUUCCAUUCUUUCUCUCCUUUUUUAAAUAUUUCAGGAAUUGAAGAAUUUGGCUGCUAAGCACCUGGGAGUAGAGAUUCUUGCACUGGGUAAGUGCCUGCUCUCUCCACCCACCCCACCUUAAAUUCCCUCAUCCUAAAUUACUGUCUACAAUAGCUAGAAUUCAAGGCCAUCUCAUUCAAGGUAUUUUGCAGGUUACAUGUGCAUUGUUUCUCCAGUGCUCACUUAGGGAGCUUCCAGAUGGGGGCUCAAUACUGCAAAUCAGUCAUUUAGAUGUCACAAACAGGUGGUUGGCUGAAAUAAGUAUGGUUGGUUGGGUUUGUUUGCUUAACCACUUGGAUUUUCCACAGAAAGGGGAAGAUCUAGACUAAAUCGGGUAGUAGCAGGGGGAGGGGGGAGAUGCAGACUGGCAUUCUGACGCCAACAAUGUCAUGUAGAAACUGCAGAAAAAAUUGAAUGUAUGAGGAGUUCUAAUGCCACAGUAAAUGCCUUCUCAAAACAACUUUAGAAUACAAGAACUCGAAAAAAGUGUUGGAUCCAGGACCAAAGCAGAAAAGCUAAUAUUCUGCCAGGUAGAUAAAAAGAGAGAGAGAGUAUGUUCCUCUAUUUGGUAUAAAUUCAGUAUGUUGCAGCAACUGGCAUGCAUAGUGAGUAAACAGGCAAUGUAAUAGAACAAACACAGGCAUUAAGUACUGGCAACUGUAUAGGCAAAGCCUGGCCUUGAGCAUUCUCAAUCCAACACUGAGAGUUUCUCAGAACAACAAAUAUAUUUUUAAUGAUAUAAAAAAGGGGGAAAGCCCAAUCAUCCAGUGAGGACUGUAGUUGUGGAAUGUUGUGUGUCAGUUAAAAAUGAAUAACAAUGGAAAAGCUGGGAAAUGAGACAUUUUUCACUUUCACAAGUAUAGCAAUGCCUAUAAAACACUGCUAAUGCCAUGACCCCUGAAUCUAGUAGUGAGCCAGACACAGGUUGGGAGGCUGCAAAGAUACUAGCUAAGGAACUGGACAAAGUUCAAGUCUCUGAGGGGCUUGUUGGGGACCAGGGGAGCAUUGUGCCUAAAGCCAGGGCACUUAUGAGUGUCUUUCCCUGAGCCUGAGGAGCCAAAUGCCUCCCACCACACAUUGCUGGUCCAGCAGUGCACUAGGAGGCUAUGGAACACAAGAGAAGUGUCCAUCUUCAGGUCAGAAGGAUAGCCCUUUAAGGCUCUGAAGUUGUUCACAAUGGGGUGGAGGCUAGAAAAGGUAGUCUGGAGGUCAAGAUUUAUUAUUUUUUUUAAAUGAUAUUUAUUGAGAAUUUAAAACUACAGAGAAAAAAGAAAAAAAAGGAAAAGAAAAAAAGGUAGACAAAAAAAGCAAUUGAACAAUACAAGUCAAUAAAAAGAAAAAAAGAAAAAACAAAAUACACAAUACAUCAAAACCAAAAUCAAAAACAAACAAAAAAUUUAAAAACAAAUCCAAUAUUCCCAAAUCUUUAUCUUCCGUUAACUUGUUUCAUCGACCUCCUCACACCUCCCUUUUUUGUAUUCUAGUUAUUAAUUAUCUCAGCAAAUCCUUUCCAUCUUUCACUAUAUUCUGUCAUUAAAUUACCUUUAUUUAUUUUAACUUUAUCUUACCAUGAAAAGCCCUAAAGCUUAAAACUUAAAACUUAUUUAUACAUAAUUCCUUUUAACAUUUCUACUAAAGCCAAAUAGUUUCAUUCCAACAUUUUUCUAAUACUCAUUAAUUUUACAAUGAUUUUCUAAAUGAAUUUUUUAAAAACUUUCUUCCAAUCUUCAUCCAUCGUCUCUUCUUCCUGGUCUCGGGUUUUAUCAGUCCUUUCUAUCCCUUCCAUCUAGUCCAUCAACCUGGUGACCUUCUAUCCGAGGCUCUUAAGUCUUUUCCAUGUCCCUUCUGCAGGUCUUCUUCAUGUUUAUACCUGCACUUUACUUUGUCUUCUGCUGAUCUUAUUCUUAAUUUCCUUCCUUUCUCUCGGGGAGACUCCAACUUGACAAUAUCUUUAUCCCUUCUCAACAAGUCAGCCCAUUCUCCAUAGUCAGCUCUGAAAUCCAAAAGAUAUUUGAAGGCAUGUUUCAAAGUCCCUCCAAGGUUAAGGACCCCCACAACUCCAAACUCCCCCUGGCCCAAAACCAAAUACGAGAAGUCAAAACAUCCCUGCAUAGGGGGAUCUAUCCAACUUCUCAUCUCCAAACCAAACAGUACUCCAUCUCUCCAAAUCUGACUUUCUCCAGGUUCAGUCAUCAAAAACAACAACUUAUGUUCCUGCAAGGCCGCAGCUCUCUCCAUUUCUAUUACUUGAGGUUCAGCAACAACCUCCUCCUUUAUCUUCUUCACAACUUGCCCUGUCAAGGCACAUUCCUGGACUAAUUCCUGAGUGGUUUUUAUAUGGGUAUUCACUGUUUGUCCAAAUUUGCCAACUGCAACAGUCAUCAAAUCCAUCUUCUCAUGUAACUGUUCCAGUAGAGCACUUGUCUUGCAAAAAACAAGCACUAAAGCUUCUUCUGGGCACAUUCUUGUUCAAGGUCAAUGUCUGGUCUCACGAUCUUAAUCUCUACAGCUGUGGAAAUCCCCAGAUCGACUCCAGCAACAGUUUCACAAGCUCCCUCUAGAGGAAACAAUUUCUGUUUGUAUCCGUCUUUUUUUUUUUUAAAGCAGAUCCAGCAACAAAAUUUCUUUCUUUUUUCAGAUAUUUUGUUCCUUUUAAGUGCAAAAGGGAACAUUGGAAUCAAAAUGUUUCUCUUUUUUAACUAUCUGUCAAAAAACGUUUUAUCCACAGUCAAUGAACUUCCCAAAACGUCUGUCUCUGACACCCCGCUCCCAGGUUCAAGACGGUGGAAAUUUAUCUUUCUUUACUCUCUCUUCUGCAGGUUUAAACAGUCUAAGAUUUCCCCCCUCUUCUCCUGCUUCCAAGGGGGGUUUAGUAAUUUUAACUGAUGGAAAUUUAGUCCUUUACAAACGACUUUCCAGACUCUAGCUUGCAAUGUCUUUGCUUCAAUCUAUUUACAGAAGCGGAAGGUGGACUUCCUGUUUAGACCUUCCCGCUUCAGUGCCAAAUUAAGAAGUUUCAUAGUCCGAUUUUCCGUUCUACUCACGGGCAGUUGUUUAAAAUCCAAUUGUCCACAGGAAAAAGUCAGCGCUCUCCGGCAACAGCAAUGUGGCUUCACUCCGUGAAAAGAGCAGUCGAUUUGAAGCACCGCGCCAUUCACCCCACGUCGCUCCGGAUCCCUGAAACCGGGUUUCCCCGCGAGUAGGGGAGGCGCAAAAGGUGCCAGCCGAAUCCCACGUCCACAGGCUUUUCCCGCCUGUGGUUUUUAGUGGGUCUCUGCCUCGCCGUGGCAGUCCAGACCCUAAUUCUCACGAAGCAGAUUCCUCCUGAUCAGAGGAAAUCUGCCAUUGCCGGAGGCGCUAACCCGGAAGUCCCUGGAGGUCAAGAUUUAAAAGGUUUCAGUCUGGUCCUAACCUUCAUCUGAGCAAGUAGGUUACCUAGAGCUAUCUGUGGUACUAUUUCUGUCCAACACAUGUAGACAGAAGUUGUUACUUAAAAGUAAGAAAUACCUUUAUUCAGACAAAUAAUGGUGCAGGCUCAGCAGCAGAAAAAUUACUCAGGAGUCAUGAUUCAGAAGUUCAGGAACAACAAAAUAAAUUCAGAAUUGGACGGAAGUGAUGAAGAUGUCCCAACAAGUUUCCAUGCCCCACCUACCAAGCUAUUAAAGACUAAGUGUGGUGGAUUUACUCAUGGCACUUGCUUGCCUUGAUGGAAUGUUGGGUUUGCAACCAUGUGUUUCAUUGGGCUGGGUGAGUAUGCUCCUGUCUACAAAGGUGGCACCUGGUUCUAGGCAACAAGACUGCAUGCUCCGGUUCAACUGCUGCUUCCUGUGUCUUUGGUGGCUCACAACCCUCCCCAGCCUCAGCUGGGAAGCAAGGGAGAGCCAGCGCCCCUGCUUCCCCUUCUGAAGCAGCUGAGACUGGGGUGGAAAGGGGAAAUCUCCCCUCCUCUAACCCAGGAUCCCACAAUUCAGCCCCUCCAAUUUUUCUUCUUCCCCUUAUGUCAGGGCUUGCUGUCCCAGGCUCAAACCCAAGGUGCUGCAGAGCUCAUGACACCUUGCUGCCUUCUCUGUGGGAUACCUGUACAGUUCUAGCAAACAUGUGCUUGUACAUUGCGUGCAUUUUAUCUGCUAUACAUAAUAUAUAUGGCAUGUAUGCAUAAAAAUGUGCCAAGUAAAUUAAUCCAUAGUCCUCUGGAUUUCCAGAGCAAGAAGACUGCAGGUACAGAGCAAUAGCAGUGCUGGUGAGGUCUGCAGGGUUAGAUCUUCAUUCACUUUCAUUUCCUUUAAAAUUUUUUUGCUACUGUAGAUACUUCCGAGCCAUCUAGUGUCAAGGCUGCUGCAACCCGAGUCACAGAGUGGUUGAAGGGAGCUGGGCUCAAUCUUCUGAUAAACAAUGCUGGGAUUAUAAAGCUAAGGACUCUGGAAACAGAGACACCAGACAGUAUGGCUGAGGUAUACAAAACCAAUGUGAUUGGAAGCAUGUUGGUGACUCAGGUAAGACUCUUUGUCUCUUUGUUACAUAAACUUUUAGGCAUGUUGCAGAGCCCUUGACUUUGGAAGGUCAUGAUGCUGCUGCUUUCUGGUUGUUGGGGUGAUGGGUCGGUGUGCCUUUUGCAUUGAGAACAUAUGAACAGGAGGAACUUUUUAUAGCUGCAUGACACACCAAACUUUAACGGUAUUUGUGGUUAUGGAAGUAAAGUGAUGAGAGAAGGUUGCGCCUGAUGAACAGCUUCUGCCUGGGUGACCUGCAAGAGAACUUUGGGAUGCCACUGCAUGUAACUCCUGGGCUUAUGUUUGUCCUCACAGUGAGAACAUUGAACUGGAAAGGAGAUACACUGACCUUCUCACUGAUAUAAUUAUCUAGACCUACUCCAAUCCAGGUUCAGAACUUGAUUUGUGACUGAAUCAGCCUUGGUUAUCAGUAGAGGGUCAGAGAGAGUGCAACCUUGCUGCUCCUGCUUGAUCUCUCAUGACCAUAGACGGUCUAUGAGAGAUUGGUACCAGCAGCACUAUUCUGCAGUAGUUGCAGUCUUAUCUGAUUAUUCUUGAGCUAUGGAGUGCUGCAGGACACUACAUGUCUCCAGAGUUAUUUAACAUCCAUAUGAAACCUUUGGGUGUGGCCAUAUGGAGAUCUCACACAAGGUCCAGCUCUAUUUGUCUGUAACUUCAGAAUCAGGAAUGGUGGAACAGGUCCUAGACCGGGGUCUGGAUGCAGUGAUAAGCUGGAUGAGGGCUAAUUGAAUCCACUUUAUUUUUCUUGCACCUGGGAGCCAUAGCCACAUGCCUCUUUGUUCCAGGAAGCAGGAGAGAGAGAAAGGGAGGGAAGCAAGGCUGCUGGAAGCCUGUUAAGCCACAGCCACUGGCAACUUGUGCUCAGGGCUAAGGAUAACUCUUUCAUGCAUACAGGCAUGAGUCAAUAAUUGAAUAUCACAACAGAAGUUUAUUAGUUUUAAACCUGUCUUUUGCUAGUUGGGGGGGGGACUGUUUGAAAACCAUUUUUAUCUGUUUUUCUGGUAUGUUUGUCAAUUGCCUUUAGAUGAAUGGAAAAGGUGAUUCAUAAAUUAAUAAUAAUCAACAUUCAUUCUACCCUUUCCUUAUCCAGGCAUUCCUGCCCUUGCUGAAGAAGGCAUCUCAGGAAAGCUCCCAGAAAGGGAUGAGCUGCAGCAAAGCUGCCAUUAUCAAUGUAUCCAGUGAAGCUGGUUCCAUUAAAAAUGUCCUUGUAUGGAAUGUAGGGCAAAUCAUUGGUUACCGUUGUAGCAAGGUAUGGAGGUAACGGUGGUUGGCUCUGCAAUCCAAAGUUUGAAAAUAACUCUCAGUUAAUUUCACCUUAGGGUGCUGAAAAGGUUCUUAGAAAAUCCAUCCUAUCUUGACUGUACCCAUUUUUGUUAGUAACAUUCAGACACUUUCAUCUGUUUAGAGUUAGUGCAUGCUGGCCUAUUUAUUUAAUUUAACAGAAUAUAGAUUGAUAGAUUUAAAAAGAAUCUCUAAGCACAUUACAUAAAAUAAUAGAUUUAAAAAUAAAUAUAUAAUAUUUAUUUAAGAUACUGAUAGCAUACUUUUAAAACAAACUGACAUAAUUAAAUAGUUGUAUUUGAAAAAAAGUAUAGAUAAUUUAUAUAUUUUUUUAAAAGUAUACAUAAUUAGGAAUGGACAUAUGUCACUAAUUUCUGGUUUCUUGCAGCUUCUCAUUUUCCCAGCCUUAAAUUCAAUCAUCUUCCUUUCUGCUGUAAUGUGAUUUUUCGUAUUAAAAAUCAUCACUCCGAAUUUUUCUUAACAGACACAUUUUUGAUGCAGUUUUCACUGAUACAUGUUUGUAUGUUAUUUUUACAAAUAUAAGAAUUUUAUGUACACUUUUCAAUGUAUGCUAUAUGCUUUUUGUACACAUUGGUUCAAGAACAGAGCCACAAAAUUUAGAUAAGUGUAAAUUUCGAAAGGAGAUUUUUGUAUUUCAGUUUGUGUACUGGUUUGAGUAGCUUCUCAUCAAAAUAUAAACAGAAUUGAAUUUCUACCUGCUUCUGGUAUGUCUCUCUCCUAGGCUGCUCUGAACAUGCUCACCCGGUGCCAGUCCCUGGGAUAUGCCAAAGACAACAUUCUGUGCAUCACAUUGCAUCCUGGGUGGUUACAGACAGACAUGGGAAAUAAAUUGGUAGGUGAUUCAUGUAUGGGGUGUUAGGGGAGGAGUAGUACCUCUGGUGGGGGACAUGUCAUACUCCUUCUGGACUAGUUUGUCCACUUCUGCUCUCCACCCUGCACUAAACUCUCACCUGUGGCUCCUAGAAACUAUCAGCAUGUGACCUGACACAUAUAGACAAUUGCAAAACAAUAAGGUCUGGGUGGCGCUGUGGGUUAAACCACAGAGCCUAGGACUUGCUGAUCGAAAGGUCGGCGGUUCGAAUCCCCGCGACGGGGUGAGUUCCCGUUGCUCAGUCCCAGCUCCUGCCCACCUAGCAGUUCGAAAGCACCUCAAAGUGUUUCUGUGUGCUGCGCUGGUGCUGGUUCGCCAGCUGUGGCUUAGUCAUGCUGGCCACGUGACCCGGAAACUGUCUUCGGACAAGCGCCGGCUCCCGGCCUCUUGAGCGAGAUGAGCGCGCAACCCCAGAGUUGGUCACGACUGGACCUGUUGGUCAGGGGUACCUUUACCUUUACCUAAGGUCUGUGCUGCCUUUAAAAGUUUUUUUUUUGUGCUUCUGGAAUUUGCUUCCUUACUGUGGGUGGGUGUUUUAAACUUCUAUUUAAAAAUCCACCCACUCCUUUUACUUUCCUAACCAACUCAGCACUAUAAGGCUUUCCAUUAUUAAGAGUCUCACACAAUGGCAGCCCCUCUCUCAAGCCAUUCAGAUACCUUGUAUUAUUCACUUCCCUCUUUCCAAGUAAAUGAAGCAGCUAAAGGCUCCUCACUUUACAAUUUCCCUAUAGUGUUCUAAACCUCUUUUAAGCUUCAUUAUAACAUCCUUAGGAAAAGCAAAGUGUGCUUAAAAACAAACAAACAAACAAACAAACAAACAAACAAACAAACUGUAAACAAAUGCAGAUUGCUUUUCUUCAACAAAUUCUGUUCCUGGAGAGCUGAGUAAAUUCUAUAUUUGCUCACAGCAGAAAUUUCUAACAUCCCCACUUCUUCCACCCUUUAGUUGCGGGAACAAUCAAUAUAUCCUUAGUCUCUGCUUCCCCUUAACCAGGUACUAAUCAAUAUGAGGAUGUGUGCUCUCUCUUGACUUAUUCAUGUUUGUCAUUAUUUUUUCUCACUGUGCAAGACAUUCAUUUAUUUUGCACAGUACAAGUCACUCGUCUAUUGUCUUUCCAAAGCUGCAAUGACACCCAUAGACUUAUCUCCCAUGAUUUAAAGAAUAUUUAGUGAGAUAUUGUAAUAUAAGAUAAUUAAGAAAUCCCUAGAAGUAACAGAUUAGGAUAAGGGAUAGAAAAGAUUAAUAAUAAAGAUUAUUAUGGAUUACAAUUGGAAGUAAGGUUAAGAAGUUUGCAAUGAAAGAAGAUACUGAUGUUAUAAAUAUGAAAUUGGGAACUGCUAAAUAUGUAAUAUGAUGAAAUGCAGAUUGGAGGGUGUCGAGGAAGUUUCUUAGCAAUGUAAAUAGACCAGGGAAUAAGACGAAAAAUUUGUUCUUUUAUUUUGUGUAUUUUUAUUGUUGUUAAGUUUUUAUGUUGUGUCAAAUGUAAUGUUUUUCUUUUGUGUUUUUGUCUAUGUGUUAUAAGAGAAAACUAAUAAAUUUUGGGGGGCAAAAAAUGAAUUUGAUUCCCCUGGGAAAGCAACAGCAUCUGCAAUGGAACAUCAAAUUUUGAGGUCCAGUGUAGGUUAGCCCUAGGAUCCUUUGGUGGCAGACUUUGUGAGAAACUUUUUGGAUGUAUGUAAUGUCUAUCAGACCAGCCUUAUCAAUGCACAAGUAGAAGAGCUAUCAAGAAUAUUUCUCUGUUUUCCUCUCAUAGGCUGUUAUGACGGAAAGCUCAGGUAGACCAGAGGUCUGGUGGGGCAGUGGAAUUCCACCAGAGUGGUGUAGCUUACAGAGUGCUGGGCUGGAGACUCACUUUGAUUGUCUGCGGGUACAGCUAGCCAGAGGGGGUUGGAGACAGCACUUUGUGAGAGAAAAAGGAAAGGAGUGGAGACUGUGGUUUCUGGUGUUCAGCUGGAUAAGAGGAUAGUCUCUGAGCUUUGUGUGUAACAUCCAUCCUGAGGGAAAGAUCUACAACCAGAGAAAUAAAUUUCUGAGCUUAGAUCGAAAGACAGCUAUUAGUGUCUUUUGAGAGUAUACAGACAAGCCCUGCUUUUCUACUGGUGGUACUCAAGGGUACGCAGUAUCCGCAACUUUUUAUGGAAGAAAAGCAUAGGUUAAAAGUGUGCAUUUACUGUAACAACUUCAUGUUGUUUACCUGCACCUUUUUUUCUAGAAGAAAAGCACUACAGACAAGUGAGAACUGGGUAGCUGAAUUUGAGACAGGAGAAGUGGAGUUGUGAAGGAACACUCUGCUUGGGUCUCAAUUCGGUAAGAAGGGAACAGCUCUUCUGGUGAGAGAAGAGUAAUCCCAAAACCAGCUAGGAGGGGUGUAGCAGUGAUCCUCUGGUCUGGUAUACUAAUAGAGGAGCCUCAGGAGUGAGAUUUAUAGGAGGCUGGGAAACUGACAGAAACUACCACCUUGUUUCAGAACCUAAGCUUUAAGACUUAAGCUGUAACACUUCAGUAAAUAGUUUAAGAAAUUGAAGGGGAGGGGAAGCUAUAGAUAUACCAUCUUGAUUAGACGCCUGCAACAUCCACUGAAUUUAAUAUAUAGCAGUUUACUGUUUCUUGGUAAACUUGGUAGUCUCGGUAAUGGUGCCCGCCCUAUGGAAUGCCCUCCCAUCAGAUGUCAAAGAAAUAAACAACUAUCGGACUUUUAGAAGACAUCUGAAGGCAGCCCUGUUUAGGGAAGCUUUUAAUACUGGAUGAAUUUUUAUGUUUUGCUGGAAGCUGCCCAGAGUGGCUGGGGAAACCCAGCCACAUGGGCGGGGUAUAAAUAAUAAAUGUAUUAUUAUUAUUAUUAUUAUUAUUAAAAGAAUUAUGACAAACCAGUUUUACCAAUUUUGUUUGUAAAAUAAUAUCUUUUUCCUGUUUAACUGCAAGUUGUUGUGUCACUUUCCCUAUUCUCUUUCCAGGGGAAGCCCCCACUGACUGUGGACCGCAGUGUGCAAGAAAUCCUGAACACCAUUCCCUCUCUCUCUGAGAAAGACCAUGGCACAUUUGUGAACUUGGAUGGGAAAGUCCUUCCCUGGUAAAACACCAAACAAUCUGCUUGUCUGCACUGCAGAAGGAACCUCUCACUACCAUAGGCAACAAAAACACCUGAGAAGAGAUGCUUUUUUUCUACUUCUUUAAAAAAUACAUAUUCAGCUGAAACUCUCACCAUCUAGCCUUCCUUUGAACUAUUCUGUGUCAUGAGGUUAAUUCCUAGUGGCUUUUGCAGUCUCGCUUGCUUGUAUUUCUUUUUAACAGUGCAAGUCAUCUGUUAACUCAUUUAUUCAAACUAGUUAGCCUCCACUGCACACAUGUUAUGGAUGCUUCCAGAUGUGGGUGACCUAGCAACAGCCAGUGGUUGCUGUUCUGCUUCAAGCAAAAAGCAGAAUAACAACUAUUCACUGAGAUUGCUGGAAUCCAAAUAACAUUGCUUGGCUGAGUAGAUAGUCUCCUUUCCCCCAGCCUCAAAUGUUUGGAAAGGGUUAUUUUGGUGGACUAGGGCAUGUGGAGGCUAAACCAGUCAAUGGGGCAGUCUUCCUCUUCCCCCACCAAAGCAUUUGAAGGGUCACAGCUAGAGAUUUGCUAUACCUAAUGCAUAUAUUUGGAGAAGCGCUGUAACAGCUCAGCGGCAGAGCCUCUGCUUUGCAUGCGGAAGGUUCUGUGGUCAACCCUGAUUCCUCCAAGAAUAUAGAAUCAUAGGAAUGCCCCUUGUUUGAAAAUCCAGACAGCCUCUGCCAGUCAGUGUGGACAAUACUCAGCAGGAUGGACCAAUGGUCUGACACAGUAUACCGCAGCUUCCUUCCUAUGUUCCUCCCUCAGGGGCUGGCCCAACCGUUUGGCAGAGGGAGGCAGCAAGUAAACAAAGCUAUGUGAGCAAUUAAAAUCAUCAAAAUGAAUGUAAGGAAGAAAAAGUUAGUAGGCUAACUGUCUAAGUAUGAAAUGGUUGAUUGCAGUAAUAAAUGAUUUUUUGAAUUCUGCAAAUAUUGGAUAAUUUUUAAAUUUUAGUAACUGUAAAAAACAUGAUUGGAACUUACUAUGAUUUGCAAUUUCCUAAUAUUGUAAGCUGUUCUUUUUGCGUUUCAAUAAAGUAGGUUUGCCUAUCU